CUUGGCUAUUCUGAAAACAAAGUGUUCUCAGACGUAUUUUCAAUGUUGGUGUUGAGAACCGUGUCCUGACAAUCAUUUCUCAAAGGCUAGCAGGCUAUGACCACCAAUUCCCGUUUAAUACAUUACCUUGUACAUAAGGAAGAAAAAGGCAGUAUUGAGAAUAUAUACGAAUUUACGGUUAAAACAUUUUAAUUUACAAUCCCUUGAUACUUGGCUACCAAGCGCAGAGUUCUUGUAUUAUGUGCAAGGUGAGUGAAGCUCAAUAGUCUCACCAUUGCUGCUACCUAGUUCAUAGCAAAAUAAACUAAAAUAAAAGAUCAGACUUGCUAACUUGAUCAAACGAUGCAUCUUCUCGAUUGAAGGAUUUUUCUCCCACCUAGGAAUGCACCAUAAUAUCCCACACAUGUUUGCCUCGCGUCGUUUACAUACCUCGCCUCACACCAGAGCUUACCUCUUUUGGCAGCGGGACACACGCUAUAGCUUCAGCCACCAGCUACGAACAGGCAAGCCACACUUGGGCAGAAAAACGAGGUGGGCAGCUUCUCCGCCUUUGAUGGACAGCCGUGCCCGCCUUUGCCGAACGUCUCUGCACCGAACGAUGCCCUCAAGCUCAGUCUUUGGCCCAGAGCUGAUUCCGCCUUGAAAUUUAUCCAUUUCUUUUUUUUUUUCAUUCAAAGCAAUACGCAAAGCUCAAGCUGACAUGGUUUUGAAUCUCUCCAGCUGUCCAGGCCCGGUAUGAGCCAAGCCCAGCCAAUAUGGCCUGGACAAGAACCGCCACCAUGAUGGACUCUGCCCGCACCAUGCCCUAACCUAAGGGAAUGGGAUAUAGGGUGUACAUCUGGAAAUGCAAAAACAACAAAAAAAAGACUUACUCUCUCAAGUUGGCCUUUUUUUUUAUUUCCUACGGCUGGCCCAUUCCUCGCAAGACGAUCAGAGCCCAUACAUCGGCCAUCACUGGCGGCCUAGCUUAGGCGGCGUUGCCUGCUCCUCCUCCUUCACGCUGCCUGGGCUGCUUCUCUCUGUUGCCCCCUGUGCACAGGCCGCCUGCCGCAAGCAGCCGCACCAGCCACACCCCAAAACAGGGCGGAUGGGUGGAUUCUACUAAGCUAGGCCACCGCCGCCUCUGAUUGGCUGCGCGCCAAUGUUUGUUGUGCUUUUGCCGGCUCCAGCUGCGCAGCCAGAGGAAGAAAAAAAAAGGGCGGCCAAAUUUCUGCCACUGACACCCGCCCACCUCUGCACCGCGCUGCACCACGCACCCGCUUCCAUCAUCAUCACCGCCGCCGCAGCCCACCUCGUCGCCAAACUCCACCAGAACAUCAACACCUUUCCGACUACCCCCGAAUCGCUUCAAAGACGCGCCCCGUGCCUUCUUUGAUUCUUCCGGCUACAGCUUUCGCUUGCAACUAAAUUCUUCGUAUUUUUCGUCCUCGAAAUCAUCCACAAUGCCCGGUGGCAAGGGAAAGUCUUCUGGCGGCAAGAGCUCCGGCGGCAAGACCAGCGUCGAUGGCCACAAGAAGCAGAUGAGCCACUCUGCUAGAGCUGGCCUCCAGUUCCCUUGCGGUCGUGUCAAGCGUUUCCUCAAGGCCAACACCCAGCAGAAGAUGCGUGUCGGUGCCAAGGCUGCCGUCUACGUUACUGCUGUUCUCGAGUACCUGACUGCCGAAGUCCUCGAAUUGGCCGGCAACGCCGCCAAGGACCUCAAGGUCAAGCGUAUCACUCCCAGACACCUUCAGCUCGCUAUCCGUGGUGACGAGGAGUUGGAUACCCUGAUCCGCGCCACCAUCGCCUACGGUGGUGUCCUGCCUCACAUCAACCGCGCCUUGCUCCUCAAGGUCGAGCAGAAGAAGAAGAACAAGCAGAUCGAGGCUUAAGCGAUGGACAAGACUUUUGUUUACUUUGUCAUGUCUUGAUGCGUAUGUGUGGUUUCGGUUCUCGGUUUUCGUUUCUUUGCUAUUUCUUUUUACUUCUCUCAACUUUGAUUGGUUUGCUUGUGGGGUUAUUGGUUUCAGGGAUUGAAGCUGUUAAAGGAUGUCUUUAUGGUUGCGUUUUCGGUAUUUUGUUCAGAAAGAGGUCGUGUGGUGGAUGUUGGAAAUACUCGACGGACUCGGCAAUGCGGCGCACGGCAAGAAACAGCAGUGCUUUCUGCUACGCAGUGCGCUACUUGCUUGGAUAUACUGCCUGCGAGAAAUGGGACAAUGUCAUAAAAAGCACCAGUCGACGAAUCGGCGAACUUUUGGUGUCAGCGUCUAUGCUUUGAGCAGGCGUACUGGCGGCGACAACGUUGCAGAAAUCGUGGGGGUCGGGAGGGGUGCUAAGAUAUGAAUUUAUACCACUUUUACUAACUCGUCUUUCUCAGUCAGUGCUACUGGUACUGGCACUAACUCUGUCAUGUGUUCCCAACAUUGUUACCAACUCGUCCUCUUCAGCUACCGCUUCGUAGUCACUAUCCAGGUCCAUCAUGUCAGGAGGAUUACAUCUCAACUGCCACUGGCGAAUCCCAUCCUCUCGCCGCUGUGCUGCGUCGCGUCGCUUACAGCGGCAAUGACCGGGGUAUUCACAAUCUCGCGAGCAAUCGCCUUCACCCUUGGCUAGUCGCCGAUCUCUGCGCUGCACCAGCCGCUGUCGUUCGUUGGCCCAAUCCACCGCUGUCCACCCUUCGGUAAACCCUGUAUUAUAUAUUUCGGUUCCAGCCCGUUGAUGGAAACUCAAGGACCAAAAAUCGGCGUCGAAAAUCGUAAUGGGUGGGUUCGCUGCGGUACAGUGGCUGUACUUUUGGGAGCAAUACAGACAGCGAUGCGCAGCAGAUAGCGGCCACGUGCGAUUGCAAUUGUUGCAGGACCAACGAAUUGGGCGAGCUAGGUGUGCAAUUUGCCAGUACAGCGAUGUAGGGGAGAUGUUACCGGAUGACGAUUCGGGUGCCGAUAUAGGCUGCGUGACAGCGUCCAGUAUCAAAGCUGAUAGAUUCGGAGAUAACACUUGAGCAACGGCAGCACUGGGCUCGGGAGUUGAUGUAGUUGGCGACAUGGCUUGGUUUUGCGAAAUAUGCUACAAAAUACAGUCGUUACAAUUAGCUACUCUCGAUAGCGGCCUGAAUGUUGUAUUAUAUCAUUUUCAGUAAAACAAAGAG
[Torrubiella] hemipterigena is the source of this 3127-nucleotide messenger RNA. NCBI's taxonomy places the organism in Eukaryota, Fungi, Ascomycota, Sordariomycetes, Hypocreales, Clavicipitaceae. The record is from the annotation of a GenBank genome assembly.